UUGCCAGUUUAAGUUUAGUAUUCCAACCAUAAACAUCGUUUCUGAUAAAAUAUGGGCACGGUAAUUUUGCUAAUUGUGGCUUCGUUCGUUCUCGCACAAUCAUCCCCAAUUUCGCAUAAACUGAAAUACAAUCAGAGUCAAGAGGGAGUAUGGAAUAUUCGGGCAGAUUUGGAAAAUUUCUUAAUUUUCAUUAUUCCGACGUCGCGUGGAUCUGGCGCACAUCACAACGCGAGUUUGCUGGAUUUCCUUUCGAAAACGGUCCCGAUGUCGAGGCACAGGAAUCGACACGAAAAUACGGCGACCGAGGAUCCGAACAAGUCAGUGGAAACGGAACAGUUUAUUGAAUCGAAAACGGCACCCUAUCACGUUGACAUCAGUCAAGCGCGAAGACAUUUGGCGAAAUUACAUCCAGAAUUAAAUGUUAAGGAUGACGUGAUACAAUCGGGGAGCGUGUCUUUGUCGAAACUUCAAAAUCGUGCCAUCAGAUCUGCCAGGGCGUUUAUUGUCAGAGUACCGAUGGAAAAUCAAAACGUGCUCGCUUACAACCAUAAAGAAACAAAAGAAGAAUUUAAGAAAGGUUCGGGAGACAAGCCGAAGUUAGAAAUUAAAUUCGAAGAUUUAUCGCCCGAACUAAAAACCACCUACGCCAAUAUUCUAGCGGACGUUAUCAAAACUGGAUUAAAGGAAUAUUUUCGAAAAGUUGCCGUUGAUUUGGAAGAGAGCCAUCAUGAGGAGGACGAUGAUGAGGUACCACUGAAAGUUCGCAAGGAAGAAAAGAAAAAGAUGGUCGAGAAAAUAAAGAAGAAAAAAGAAGGAGUUCCUAACAGUGAAUUAGAACCGCCAAAAGCCGAAUCCGUAGAGAAAAGCGAAACUCCAAAAAAGACUUUGAUUUGAAAUGUGAUCUUAUAAUACCCAUGUUAUUU
Molecule: messenger RNA, 923 nt
Organism: Photinus pyralis (common eastern firefly)
Lineage: Eukaryota; Metazoa; Arthropoda; Insecta; Coleoptera; Lampyridae
Exons: 1
Coding region: 52-894 (280 amino acids)
Source: RefSeq, a predicted model, not a curated record